AUGCUGUCUGAAGGAUAUCUCUGUAAAAUCCCUUAUCAUGAGCUCUUGAAUUCCACGCACUAUGGAGCAGAAACAGAAGAGGCAAUACAGGAAUUAAAGUCAUUAAAUGGUGCCACUUAUGAAUCAACAGACAACAUGCAAAGUAGAAGCUUAUUUUGGAAUUAUAGGUCAAUGGACACAUUUAUGAUUUCUGUUUCUUCCAAAAAACCCAAAAAUAAUAAACAAAAGAAAGACACAUUGACACAAAUUAUUCAAUAUCCAGUAUUUGAAAGGCAAGCAUCUGAACCUAUGGAAAUCUAUGUGGGAUCAUCCAUAAGCAAGGACACUUACCUUGUUCCUUCUUCUUGUAAAAGCAUUUGUAAGAACUAUAGUGACCUGCAUAUUGCUGGUGAUCAGGUGCUACCAAUGAAUUCAGUUAAAAGAGAUGCUAUUUUUGACAGUGGGAUAUGCCCAUUCUUGGAAUCAUCAGAGAUUCCAUUGCCAAUAGAUUCAAUUCCAAUGCUACCUGUUGAGAUCCCAUGGAAACCAUCCCAAAGGAAUUCAUCAUGCUGGCGGGUGGCCAGCAUCAUGCAACAUCAGCAGCCUCUCUCAAACUCAAUUCUGAAUAAUUAUUUGGAGGAGAAAGUGGUAGAGCUUUAUAAACAAUAUAUCAUGGAUGUGAUGGACAGCAGCAUAUCUCCCACUCAAAUCUUGACUUCAGAGUUCAUAAUGACAAAUGUAGAUCAAAUCAGCAUGAAGUUAUCACAAGAGAUGAACAUGAAGACUACCAAAGCCAAAGAUAUGGUUAUUAACUGCCUACUGCAAUUAGCUAGUGGAAAGGUGUCAAGUGAAAUGAGCACUCCCAGUCUUCACAUUUCCCGGUUCAGCACUAAAUAAAGAUCACUAUAACUUGAA
This is a messenger RNA of Pantherophis guttatus, 894 nucleotides long. RefSeq names its product TLR adaptor interacting with endolysosomal SLC15A4 (gene TASL). Lineage: Eukaryota; Metazoa; Chordata; Lepidosauria; Squamata; Colubridae. The record is from RefSeq and is a predicted model, not a curated record. Gene Ontology annotation, biological process: regulation of toll-like receptor signaling pathway.